UUUCGUUGUUAAUUUCAGCAUUCGAUGCUCUACUUCUUCCAUCAUUACGAGCUGCCGGUGAUCCUGCAGCAGGCUCAAUUGCAGCAUCUUUUGUUCCGCAAUGCACAGCCUGGCAUGGCUGAUCCACCGGAACAACCUAACCCUAACUUGGCCAGCAUAACUCGAGCGCUGGCCAUCACCGAACCACUAAGAGUCGAACUGUUGUCAACGCAAGAGUCACCGGUCUCACCCAGAGAGUCUGAAUCGGCGCAAGAAACACUGCAGGUUCAGUCGAACUCGACUGGCUCCGUAGUUCACGUAGACGACCGAGUCGACGCCGCGGUAGCAGCCACUGCGUUCACCAGGAAGCCGAAUAACCAAGCGACAGAGAACCUCACGGAGUCAACUGCCUCGAACAUUGGCGCGAAAGUGAGCACCGAGCCGAACGCCGAAACGAAAACGGAGCAAAAGGAGGAGGACAAGGAGGAGGAGGAAGAAGAGAAGGAGAAGGAGGAGGAGGAGGAGGAGGAGGUCGGAAUAUCCGGGGACGGCGCUGCUUUCUCUUCGAAGAUCGGGGACAAUGGAUCAUCCACCGAUACCUCUACGUCGGAAGGGUUCGAGGUGAUCGAGGCUACUGAGGCGACGCGUAAGGAAACGACGUCCUGUCAGGACGAGUAGGGGAACGUUGAAACGCUUCGAGCCAUGCCAGUUGCAUAGUCAGGAUAGUCCAGGGGAAGAGGUUGUCAUUUUCAACGCGGCUGCAUCUGCGAGUAAGAGAACCGGAACAUCUUGGAGCCGGAGACCUCCAGUCCGGAGGUUUCCAGACAAUUGAAACCGAGCAGAGUGGAGAUCGUUCAGCGUGGACCCAUGACCAGAAUAAUACGUUUAUUUUCCAACCGAUCAAUAUCAAAGUAUCUUCAAAAGAAAGCUCAUCCUUCAGUCAGAAGUAGAGAGAAGUAGUUGGAUAGAUGGAUGAAUAGACAGAUAUAUAAACAGAUAUAUAAACAGAUAGAGAUAACAGAUAAAGGAAGAUGAAUAGUGAGGAGAGAAAGGAGAGAAAGGAGAAAAAGGAGAGAAAGGAGAGUGAAAGAGAGGCAGAGAAAGAGAGAGCGUAUGAGAGGAGUAGUUUGACGCCAGUAGGAGGUGGCCAGGUGUUAGGUUUUAACGAGUAACCAGGGAGGAUCGGUAGGGAUGUGAAACGAGAUAACUAGUGACUGGAUUUCAUCGUGGUGCGGGACCAGAUCUCGUUGAAUAUAUAUUCCCUUUGCUGGAAGGUUAACAUAUGCUGUAUCGUAUCCCCGAGGUCAAAGAGAAAGGCGAAACUUGGACGGAAGUUGGCGCGAAACGAGUUGGAGGGGUUUAUUAUUAUAACACGCGUGGAUCGGAAUUCCACGACGUGUCGAGGAAAGGAUGUGUAAUAGAUCGUGAAACUAACAAACGAGCGAAGUAAGAUUCUUUUUUUUUUUUUUUUUCUUUUCUAUUUUCUAUCGCAUAGAACUGAAGAACGAGCUUUCGUACCACGCGUGGAUACUCGCGUCGUCGGGGAUCCCCGGGUAAUGUCUCGCGUCGCGUUGAACGAUUUGAGGAAAGAUCGAGCUUACGGAACGAGCUUGCGAGAUAUGUAUGUCACGCUCGAAUUCUCUGUGCGAGUGUCUGUCUCUCGGUUUUCUCGGGUGGCGACGAUUAUACGCAGGUACAUAUCUAACGACACGGCGAGAACAGCGAGACUGCAGCUCUUUGGGCGCAACAAGUUGGAGUGCCUUCGGUGAAUAUUCCUUCCUUUCGUUUCGUUUCCUUUGUUUGCUUGUCCCGUGACACGUGAAAGGAGAUUUCUCUCUACCGGGCGGAUUUUGAUCGCAGCACGUCGAACGGACAGCAGCUUCGCGAACGAAACGUCGCGUGGCAACAAGAUUCGAAUUUUUCGCCACUGAGUUUAUCAACGAGGCGAGGAACUUUCGUUCGUCCAUUCAAUUGCAGGAAUCGUCGUCGAUUUCAUUCGAUUCGGUUCGGUGGUCUGAAUUUCGUUCGAUCGAUUUGCCAUUUUUAACGAUCGAUCCGCCGUUGAGUACAUAUACAGGGUUGUUUAUAGAGAACGAGGUCGGAAUGAAUUUUCUAUCUCGCAGCGAGUUUUUCGACGUCUUAUCGUUGUCUUUAAAUCUUGCUAGUUAGUUAAGGGGGAUAUUGCGUAGCGCGAUGAACGUGUGCCGGUCUCGUGCGAGGCAUCUUCUUUUACGCAUUCUGUGAUUAAGAAUUGUGAUCAAGAGAGAACGAAAAUUAGGCUGUAAUUAGUAAAAAAAAAAAAAAAAAAAAAAAACUUCAAGAGCGGUUGAAAGUAAAACGUCGCUAGAACAAUCACAGGUGCUUCCGUGUUGCGUGUCCGACCAUCAUUUUUUUUUCUUUUCUGUCCUUUAUCCUUUCUUUUUCCACUUGCUUUGACGAACGUUUCUGACAGGCGUAAACAUCCGGUUUUUUUUUACCGAGGAACGAACAUCGAUUUUUUGAGAAAUCAAUUUUAACCGAUAACGGUCACGUAGCGUCUAAGGAUUAAUUGGUGACAGAAUUUGCGUUAAGAGAUACUUAUAGUGCUCCCGCACACAUAUAUAUAUAUAUACAUAUAUACAUACAUGUGUGUGCGCGCGUGUAUGCGUAUGUGUGUGACUCUCUGUGUGUGUGUGUGUGUGCGCGCGUGCGCGUAUGUGUGUCCGUGUAUAUACAUAUAUAUAUUUAUUCUUUACUAUAAACGUUCACGUUUACAUCGUAUAUACGUGUAAAUUUAUCACGGAUGAGCGUUCGUGGUGCACGAGCUCUGUAUACAUACAUAUUUCCGUGUAAAGAUCGGCGAGAGAUGUUUUAAAGGGAUUGUAAAGAUUAAAAAAAAAGCAAAAAAAAAA
This is a messenger RNA of Frieseomelitta varia, 2870 nucleotides long. RefSeq names its product bone sialoprotein 2-like. Lineage: Eukaryota; Metazoa; Arthropoda; Insecta; Hymenoptera; Apidae. The record is from RefSeq and is a predicted model, not a curated record. The transcript is spliced from 2 exons. Bases 25 to 657 code for a protein of 210 amino acids.